CUAGGAUCAGAUGUUGAAAGAAUUGCUAGCAUGAGGGAAGUUACUGGAAACUGCAUAGUGGUAUACCAGAGGUACCUUCUUGAUUUAUUGACUCGAUAUAAAAUGCUGGAUAUGGUUGCUUUUGUUGACCCUUCAAUGAUCGGUGCAAUCCGGUACGGGGAUGGUCAUGCCCAGUCCCAGCAUAUCAAGGAUAGGCUUUUAACGGCAAAACCAAACCAGAUUUUCUUGCUGCCUUAUAACGCAGAUAAUCAUUGGAUGCUUACUGUUGUGAAUCCGGAGGAAAACACUGUCUAUUUCAUGGAUCCGUUGAAGAGGCGGUUACCCACUGGAGAAUGGAGAUCAAUUGUUGAUACUGCCAUUGCUAUGUAUAAUGCACACAAAGGCAAGAAAGGCAGGAGUUCAGUUUUGUGGAAGAAUUUAGCGGGUAUUCCUCCCCAACCUAGCUCUACGGAGUGUGGCUACUUCGUGAUGAGAUACAUGCGAGAUAUAAUUGAAGAUAAGGAUCUAUCGUUUGUUCGUAAGUGGGAGAGGAGAAGCAACUACAUGUAUAGCCAAGAGGACAUUGAUGUAAUCCGGAAUGAGUGGGCAAAAUUUGUCGUCAAGUCAUAUAUGUAGGAGCCAUCAAGUAAUUGGUUGAAGGAGAUCGAGGGCAGUUUGUUCAGUUAUAUAUAUAUGCUGAUACAUAUAUUCACAUGCAGCAUAUGUGCAUGUUUUUGGAACUUACAUGUUGUAUCAG
Rosa chinensis is the source of this 736-nucleotide messenger RNA. RefSeq lists its product as uncharacterized. The transcript has 6 exons. Gene Ontology annotation, biological process: proteolysis. The record is from RefSeq and is a predicted model, not a curated record. Lineage: Eukaryota; Viridiplantae; Streptophyta; Magnoliopsida; Rosales; Rosaceae. Bases 31 to 615 code for a protein of 194 amino acids. Gene Ontology annotation, molecular function: cysteine-type peptidase activity.